This is a messenger RNA of Scomber scombrus (Atlantic mackerel), 1013 nucleotides long. Its product is annotated as trace amine-associated receptor 7e-like. Gene Ontology annotation, biological process: G protein-coupled receptor signaling pathway. Lineage: Eukaryota; Metazoa; Chordata; Actinopteri; Scombriformes; Scombridae. The coding region runs from base 1 to 987 and encodes 328 amino acids. The transcript is spliced from 2 exons. Gene Ontology annotation, cellular component: membrane. The record is from RefSeq and is a predicted model, not a curated record. Gene Ontology annotation, molecular function: trace-amine receptor activity.
AUGACUGAGACUAUGGAGGAAGUUGAUCUCUGCUUUCCACAACUCCUCAACACCUCCUGCAGGAAGCCAGAAUCUCCUCACACUAAUACUGUGCUUGUUUACAUUGUGCUGUCCUUCAUCUCUCUGCUCACUGCAGCUCUCAACCUGCUGGUCAUCAUUUCCAUCACCCACUUCAGGCAGCUCCACACUCCCACCAAUCUUGUCCUCCUCUCUCUGGCUGUCUCAGACUUUCUUGUGGGCCUCCUGCUGAUGCCUGCUGAAAUCCUGUUGACAGAGACCUGUUGGAUCCUGGGUGACAUCCUGUGUGCUCUGUAUUAUCUGUUACCUAUCAUAAUAAUAUCUGCCUCCGUUGGAAACAUGGUGCUCAUAUCAGUUGAUCGCUAUGUAGCAAUUGUUGACCCUCUGCAUUACCCCACAAAAGUCACUAAUAGAAUAGUUACAAUUUGUAUUUGCCUGUGUUGGAUUUGUUCUGUUUUCUAUGGCAUCAUCCUUUUAUAUGAUAACCUAAAGCAACCAGGCAGGUAUAAUUCCUGCUAUGGAGAAUGUGUGGUGAAUAUUACAGGAGCUGUUGACCUUGUUUUGACCUUCAUUAUUCCCAUUUCUGUCAUCGUAGUUCUGUAUAUGAGAGUAUUUGUGGUGGCUGUGUCUCAGGCUCGUGCUAUGAGGUCCAGCAUUACAGCUGUUUCAAUCCAACUUUCAGUGAAAGUAACAGUUAAAAAAUCUGAGAUUAAAGCAGCAAGAACUCUUGGUAUUGUUAUAGUUGUGUUUCUGAUGUGUUACUCUCCAUAUUACUGUGUGUCUCUCACUGGCCAGGGCAUCAUGAUUGGUACUGCAACUGAGGUCUUCAUGAGUUAUCUGAUGUAUUUUAACUCUUGUUUAAACCCUGUCAUAUAUGCAUUUUUCUACCCCUGGUUUAAAAAAACCAUUCGACUCAUUCUUACUCUUAAGAUACUGCAGCCUGAUACUUGUGACGCCAACAUACUGUAGCCAGAGACUGUAGAAUGAGUGAAAAG